This is a messenger RNA of Alligator mississippiensis (American alligator), 945 nucleotides long. RefSeq names its product olfactory receptor 6C75-like. Gene Ontology annotation, cellular component: membrane. The transcript has a single exon. Gene Ontology annotation, molecular function: G protein-coupled receptor activity; olfactory receptor activity. The record is from RefSeq and is a predicted model, not a curated record. Bases 1 to 945 code for a protein of 314 amino acids. Lineage: Eukaryota; Metazoa; Chordata; Crocodylia; Alligatoridae. Gene Ontology annotation, biological process: G protein-coupled receptor signaling pathway.
AUGGAUAACCAAACCGAGACAGAAUUUAUCCUCAUGGGCUUCACAGACGUUCGUUGGCUCCAGAUCCUGCUGAUCUUUCUGUUGCUCUGUGCCUAUCUCUUGAGUUUAGCUGGAAACCUGGUCAUCAUCUCCAUCACCCUGGUGGAUCAUCGCCUACAAACCCCCAUGUAUUUUCUCCUCCGGAACUUCUCUUUCUUGGAAAUUGGUGUAACCUCCACCACCAUCCCCAAGGUCUUGUUCAACCUGGUGUCAGGCACCAAAUCCAUCUCUGUAGCUGGGUGUUUUGCCCAGUGCCUUUUCUAUGUCAUUGUUGGCACAACUGAGUUUUUCCUGAUGGCAGCUAUCUCCUUCGAUCGGUAUAUGGCCAUCUGCAAGCCACUACACUACGCUUCCAUCAUGAACAGCCAGCUCUGCAGACAGAUGGUGCUAGGCUCUUGGCUCCUCAGUUCUGUGUAUGUGAUUUCCCCAUUCAUUAUAUAUUUCCAGUUGCCCUUAUGUGGCCCAUAUGUCAUUGACCAUUUCUUCUGUGAUACCGUGCCAUUGCUUAAAUUGGCCUGCAUGGAUAUACAGUAUCUAGAAAUACUGAUUUUCUUUUUGGCCACAGGCAGCAUAGUUGGCACUUUCUCCAUCACCCUCAUCUCCUAUGUCAACAUCAUCUCCACAGUGCUGCACCUGCCCUCAGCCACGGGGAGGCAGAAAGCCUUCUCCACCUGCAGCUCCCACCUGACCGUGGUCUCACUCUCCUAUGGCAGCUGCAUCUUCCUGUAUGUCACCCCUCAGGGGAGCAGCAGAAUGGACCUCAGUAAAGGGGUGGCUCUCUUCAACAAUGCAGUGUCCCCUCUGCUCAACCCCUUCAUCUACAGUCUCAGAAACAAGCAAGUCAAGGAUGCCAUGAGAGAUGCAUUCAGACGAACUAUGAUGCUUGCUAGAAAAACGAAACUGUGA